ACUCCCGUCCUGCGGCGCGAGCGGCCGAUUCGAUUUCAACUCCUGAAUAUUCCGACAGGAUACGGGAAUUUUUUUCGUGUCAGCGGACUCGUGAUCUCAGAUCGUAACUGGUGACUCUUGGCGAGAAGAAUGCACUCGCGUUCAAAUAGCAUCUGCUUGUUUCUCGUUCUUUUUAUUUUUGGAGCUGUCGUUGUUCACGGCGAACCGCAACCGAUGGCCAGACCAACUCGGCCAGAAAUAUUUACAAGUCCGGAAGAACUGAGAAGAUAUCUCGAUCAUGUUAGUGAUUAUUACUCCCACAGUGGGAAAGCGAGAUACGGGAAAAGGGGACGCGUUAUGUCAUCUGUACCAGACAUGAAUUAUGUUUGGGAUACGAUGAAAACAGUCCUGUCGGAGAAUUCUCAACAAUCGCAGCAACCAAAAUUGGAAAAGAGGAAGGAAGAAGAGAACCGAUUUCUUAGCGAGCCGGGAAGCUAUGGUUCUACUAAGGAGGAUACUUCACGGAUCGACACCAGACCCUGCCACGUAUUAGACAUAGUUGGAAAAUACUACGAUGACGUGCAAUAAAAUACUUUGCGUGUUCCGUGCUCCGUUCACAACGCCUUGUUGUUAUUCGAUUAUUUGUCACUUGUUUCGUUUAAAUUGCUUGUCAACGUUAUAACGAAAAUGAUUAUUCUGCUAGUGAACAAGUUCCCCAAGAUUAGAAAGUCUUCUCGAAUUGGAACGAGGAUGAAGUGACGACUUGCACGAGUGUCAAUUGAAAGUAAACAACGUAUUUUAUUUUAUGCAUUUUGCAACGUUUUAUUGCCAGUUAAGAUUUCACAAUAUGUAUGUUAAAAUACACGCAUUGCGAAUAUUAAUUAUAAA
Frieseomelitta varia is the source of this 867-nucleotide messenger RNA. RefSeq lists its product as uncharacterized. Gene Ontology annotation, cellular component: extracellular region. NCBI's taxonomy places the organism in Eukaryota, Metazoa, Arthropoda, Insecta, Hymenoptera, Apidae. The record is from RefSeq and is a predicted model, not a curated record. Gene Ontology annotation, molecular function: hormone activity. The coding region runs from base 130 to 567 and encodes 145 amino acids. The transcript has 3 exons.